AUGCCGCGCAGCCUGUCAACCGACUACCAAGACAGCUCUUCCUCCUCGCUUGUCGGCCGUUUGGUCCGCUAUCGCAGGCCAAGCAACGCUUCUCAACAGACCUCCUCGCUUUCUUCCACGUCUCCCUACCAGCACAAUUCCUUCUCGCCCCAGCUCUCCAAGCAUGCCCACCUUUCUCCCCAAGAGACGCGCUACAUCUUCGAAUCUGCCUCGUCCGAAGCCUCUGCCUCUCCUCGCUCAAGCAAUGCCGUGUCACCUUACAUCAACUACGAUCGUGAGCUUCCCCAACUACCACCAGACGCGUUUGUCCAUCUCGACACAAAUCAGCUUGCAUCUCAACACUUGGCACGCACCGACGAUGAGGUGCGCUCCCGACAUCUUUCCCAGUACGAAUCUCUCCAUGUCCUCUCGAGCCCCACCCUAGUCAAACCCGAAUCCACCAGCAAGCCAUCCGCCGCCUUUCGCUUCGCCACUGCCUCCACCUCGGCCGCCGUUUCAGCCGCCGGCUCCGGUCUACGCAAACUCGGCAAGAAGGCGUCAGCAGCUCGUCUACGUCGUCCCAACACCACUGCGCAACAGACAGCCGAGCUCGAUACCAGCUAUGCAGCUAUCCGCAGCUCUUGUUCGCCUCAAAGCUUUGCAAGCGACGCCGUCUCGGUCGAUCACAUCGGCUCCAUCCCCUCGUCCAGCACCACCUACGACUCGACCCAUGCUCGCCAGCCCCGCCAGCCCCGCCUGCCGCAAUCCGCCAGUAGCAUAAACGGUCCUUUUGUAGAUGCAGCAGAUCCACAAAUUGGUCUACCCUACCAUGUCUCGCACAACGUCCACGUCGACAUCGGUCCGCACGGCUACACCGGCUUGCCUUCCUCUUGGGCACACGUACUGCUCUCCGAGGGCAUGGAUAGUCAAGACAUCUACGACCAUCCUCACGCCGCUGCCAGAUUGGUCCAAGAUAAGACCGAGUACUAUGUUCAGCGCGCCGUCGACAAUGGCGUCGAUGCCGGCGACGCACGUCGCAUCUUGUCCCAAACGCUCGCCCAAGACCAGAGCCUCAGCGCCAUACUCGCCUCGGCAGCUCCCUCUCGAUCCACUCGACCGAACCGCGAUAGCGUCCAGUCUAGCGCCAGCAGCUCGUACAGCAGCGUCCUCGAAAAGGGUUGGGACCUUGGCUCGCCGCCCAAAACCGACCAUCCGGCCAAGUUCUCGCUGCUGCCCACCAAAAGUCCGCUUCUCCCCGAUUUUGCUGCCCAAGACUUUGAUGAGUGGUCCACCGAACUGCUCAGCUCCAUCCCCUCUACCGCCAAUGACAACAAAAUUAACUCGUCUCAACUCUCAAAACAAAAUACCCACAAAGCUGCUCGACGUCGCUCCAAGUCGCUCAGCCAGAUCCCUGCUCACAACCCCCUCAGUGGCCUCGGUCUCGGCAUCGGCAUUGAGAAUUGUGCUCAUGCAACACCCAAGCACAACGUACAACGCACCAGAGACCUUCUCAGCGCUGCAGACGCCACUCCAAAAGCUUCGUCGCAGCGCAUGAAUGCCUCGCUUGGUCUAAGCGCACCUGCCGCUGCCGCUGCCGCUGCCGCUCGUUCGGACGCCUACGAAAAACACCAGCAAAGCAUCAGCGUCGAGGACGAAUUGCAAGAGAGACUACGUGAAAGUCUCGAUUGGCCCGAACAAGCAAGCACACAUCUCCAAGACGAAGAAGCAGCAGAAGUCGAACACGUCCAGAUUGCACAAGCUGCCAUUGUCACCAAAGGCGUCCUGCGACCCUUUCGCACCAGCCAGCUGAGCGCACGCAAGGUGUCGCCUUCAUCGACCGGCUUCGACCACAGCCAUGCACAAAUCAGUCCGAGCUCGAGUGCUUCCGACGUGCAAGUGCUUCUGUCCGCUUCGCCACGUCAUCGCGAUGGCUUUCGCUCGCCUUCGUCGCUCUCGGACAGGUCCAUGUCUCGUGCCGGCUCGGCCGACUCUUAUGCCACCGCUGGCUCGCGCCCGGCCCUUGCGACACGCACAAGCUUUUUCAACGUACCACCAAGGAUCUUGACCAAGGAUACAUCUACCUAUGCCGAAAGUGUCAUGACCGACUCGCCCGUCGAGACCAGCUCAUCGGGCCAUUCGUCGAUGCGCUUACGAAGUCCAUCUCUCACCGUAGCCACCUCCUCCAUGGGGCACGGCAACGGCGCUGCCAUUUUACAGCGCGCAUCACCAUCCCCAAGUCGAUCCGUCAGAGACACGGCAUCGCCCGAGAUGCCGUCCAAGAACGGCGAUUGGCGCUCGCGCUCCCCGGCUCUUUCUAUCUCUGCUUACGACGCGCCAGAAGGCGCAUCCUCGCCGUCAGGCGCACAGCACGCAAUGCGCCAUGCCAACCAAGGACCUGCAUCCCUCGACGGUGGCUACACUGUUGGACAAAAGACGCGUGACAGCUGGGCGAGCACCACGCCUUCCAUCACCUCGUCCGACGGCACUCAUAGCGUCGUCAGAGGUCUGGCACUCAGAGAACGCCGCCAGGCUCCACCGCGCAUCUACCCACCUUCCACCUCGACACGAUGGGCACACAUCUCGCAUCAGGACGACAUCAGCAGUCCCAUGGGCUUAGGCUCAGCCGGCUCAAACAGGCGCAUGCAGCUGUCGCCAUCGCCGACGACGAUCCAAGCACCCAUGCAAAGAAAGACAUCGGCUGACAGCUUAGCAUCUCGACCGGACCGCAGUCCGAUGAGUGACCACUCGCAUCGAUCCAAAUCGAGUGUCCAGUCUGGCUUCCGUCGGCGCGAAUCCGAGCUUGUCUCGCAAUCAAGCCACGAGCGUUGCUCUGUGCGCAACUCGACGCGCGACUCGAUGGUGCCGCCACCUCUGCCUCCCAAGCCGACACGCGGUGUGCUACGAAAACAAACCGAGUACAUCAUGCCCGGCGUCGAUGGCUUUUACACUAUGCCCUUGAACAACGCAGCUCCAGGGCGCAGCGAUGCGGGCAGCAUUGGCCACGCAUCUGGCCCAGAGCGUCUUCGACCGCCACCUCGAUCCCCCGCCCUGUCGCCCGCGUCAUCUACGGACGCGUCCGACUACCAUGCUGCCAUCGACGAGUGGAUGCGUGAUGACCAGUUUGACCGCUCGCCCGCUACCACGACCUUUUGCGAGCCUUUCCUGAGCCCCAGCUUUAGCAGUCGCGACUCGCCGCUGCCACCAUUGAUGAAAGAGGAGAUCGAGAGGCACGAGGAGGCGAUUGAGCCGCAACUCAGCUCCCCGUACUUGCAACGUCGUGCGCAAAUGGCUUCUGCCAGUUCGUCCAAAAAGCAUCUCGCAUCGCCACCAACAUCAGAGUCGUCAUGUCAGCGCACAGCAGACACGAUUGCAAGAAAGCCAGGAUCGGACAACGGUUGGCCUGUGCCAGAGCGAUCACCUCGUCUUGCUUCCUUGUACGCUCCUUCGCUGGAGUUGAGCGCCGCGCUGGCGAACAUUUCCAGCUUGACGGUAGCAAUGCCAUCGUCUCCGGCUGGUACGGUCGAAGUGAUCGACGAUCCGCCAUCAGAAGUUUCUGACGAGAACGAUGCAGAGGCGAGACUGGCUCGUCGCACCGGUGAAGAAUUGGCCGAGAGCACCGGCAGAGCCGAGCUGGCGCGCCAUGGUGGGCGUGAUCGCGAUGUUACGCAGUCAAUCAUUUCCAUUGGGCCACGCGCGCAAGAGGAUGCUCGACGCUUUCCGGUUUCGAUGCACUAUGCUAGUGGCUUUGAAUCUGCCUCGAUGCUGGGCGACGACUUGGAAGCGAUGCGAUCGUUCCGCGAGUUGAUGCUUGCUCGCCAAUCGAUGGAUCUGGAGGAGAUGCUUACCAUGCCGAUGGGAGUCGCUUCGGCGCCACCGGUGCCGGCACUGCCGAGUAUGCGAGAGCUGCAAGCCAAAGUAGCUGCAGCAGAGCAGAUACGCGGACAGGAUGCAGCACAGACAAAAUUGGGCGAGCAGCAAGCACCUUUAGCAUCGCCCACAAAUUUGACUGUCAGCAGCGCUGCCUCGCCGAGCGUUUCGCAAUUCGAGCUGGACUGUGAUGUGGACGCGCUUCCUGCCAAGCUGUCUCACUUGCGCGACGCCAUCCAGCUGCAAGCGUUGCGGAAGGAUGUGCUGUGCAAUCUGCAGAUGAUCGGCGAUGGCGAGAGUGGGCCCGUGUUUGCAGCGCACGACGUGGUCAAAAAGCGACGCGUGGCGAUCAAGGUGGUACGAUUUGCGAGCGAUCGGGACGAGGAGCCUUCGGCACGGCUGCUGGGACUUGGCAAAGAGGUAGGCAUAUGGCGACGAUGCCGACAUGUCAAUGUGCUGGAUCUGUACUCGACGGUGCUGACCAACGAAGCGAUCUGGAUGGUGCACGAACUAGCGGAACGUAGCUUGGCCGACGUGAUCGCGUGGAAGGAUGCGGGAGUGGAUCUCAACGAAUCGCGCAUGAGUCGAAUCAUGGGUGAUUUGGUGGAAGCGCUGCAGUUUCUGCACGCCAAGCGCGUCUUGCACCGAGAUGUGCGCUCGGACAAUGUCAUGAUCUCGAGCACGGGUGUGUGCAAGCUGGGCGACUUUACGCAUGCAGGCGAGCUAAGCGCCGGUGUGAGUACGCGUCACUCUGUAGUAGGAACGCCGUACUGGAUGGCACCCGAGGUGAUCAAGGCGCACAAGUACGACAUGCGGUGUGACGUGUGGUCGCUAGGGGUGGUGCUGUGGGAGAUGAUCGAGGGCGAUCCACCCCGAGUCGAGUUUCCACCGUUGCGCGCCAUCACGCUGACUGCAACAUUAGGACUUCCAGCGUUGCGACAUGCAGCGUCGCUCUCGCACGAGCUCAAGUCGUUUUUGCACUGGGCGACCGAGAUGGAUGCGGAAAAGCGACCAAGCGCCGAGAUGCUGGCGAUGAGCGACUUUUUGGCAGACCCCUGCAGCCGUGCCAGCAUGGUUGCUAUGUUGGAAGAGGCGCGAAAUGCCGAAUUCGAAGGGAACCGACACGAGGCGGAACAACAAACCGCGGAAGCCAAGAAGCGACGCGUCGAGCCAAGCGGCGAUGCAGGUCGCAUCAAAGACGCUUUGAGACAUAGGGAGAGUUGGAGCAGCGACACGACGACCAAGGGCUAA
This is a messenger RNA of Mycosarcoma maydis (corn smut), 5097 nucleotides long. RefSeq lists its product as uncharacterized. Gene Ontology annotation, molecular function: ATP binding; protein serine/threonine kinase activity; protein tyrosine kinase activity. The record is from RefSeq and is a predicted model, not a curated record. The coding region runs from base 1 to 5097 and encodes 1698 amino acids. Gene Ontology annotation, cellular component: cytoplasm. The transcript has a single exon. Lineage: Eukaryota; Fungi; Basidiomycota; Ustilaginomycetes; Ustilaginales. Gene Ontology annotation, biological process: regulation of MAPK cascade; protein phosphorylation; intracellular signal transduction.